Molecule: messenger RNA, 1805 nt
Organism: Fusarium oxysporum Fo47
Lineage: Eukaryota; Fungi; Ascomycota; Sordariomycetes; Hypocreales; Nectriaceae
Exons: 1
Coding region: 333-1571 (412 amino acids)
Biological process (GO): carbohydrate derivative metabolic process
Molecular function (GO): carbohydrate derivative binding
Source: RefSeq, a predicted model, not a curated record
UCGGACGUCGAGUGAAUUUUGUUCUUCAAAUAAAUCUCUGAAGAAACACUCGACUAGUUUCGAUUGGAGUUUGUGUAUGAAAGACCUCUAUCUACAUGUGAUAAGGCCUUUGUGGGUUUUCAAAUCGCAACAAGAAAACUUGGAAUAAGACCAGAAACCUUUCACUUGCGUUCACAAGGCCACCCGCAAACAGCCAUCGUUACAAUAACGAGGCGCUGUGCCUUGUGAAGGAAAAGUUGCUUACUUUCAGUUCUGAGCGACUUUCCGCACCCAACACUCUCAGCUCAUGUUUAAGCUUUCAACCAUCAUCUCACAUCAAGGGCCUUAGAGAUAUGGCAAGCCUGUCGCAACCUGGCCAUGGGCCAGUUCAGACGAGUGCAGUCGUUGUGCUUGGUGCCUCUUCAUGCCUUGCAAUACCUCCUCCCUCUCCUCCUACACCAUCCUCAUCACCACCCGGGGACACCUUCUGUGAACCCAUCGACCCACUGAGUUUAGAACGAGAAAUAAGAGGAGACUCUCCAAUCAAGGAUCAGCGUCUGCGAGAAGGCAUACAUGUGCUCAAUACAGAGGCAUUGGCCUUGAGAAAUCUUUCGCGGCUGUAUGAGACAGAUCCUGUAGCCCGCGAUGGCUUCAACUUGUCGGUCCAGGCUAUUACCAAGCAGCAACGGGCGAAUGGCAAACUCGUUGUUAUCGGCGUAGGCAAAUCAGGACACAUUGGACAGAAACUCGUGGCUACAUUCAAAAGUCUCGCCAUUCACGCCGUCUUUCUUCAUCCAACUGAAGCCUUGCACGGUGACCUUGGUAUCAUAGGGCCUAGCGAUACUCUGUUGUUUAUCACGUAUUCGGGCAAGACUCAGGAGCUGCUCAUCAUGCUACCUCACAUCGAUGAGUCACUCCCGACUAUACUUCUCACAUCGCACACUUCUCCGGAAACAUGCGAGUUCAUCAAUCACCGGCCUAAUACCAUCCUGCUCCCGGCCCCGAUUCCAGAACCUGAGAAGAUCUCAUUUGGCGUUUCUGCUCCCACCACAUCGACGACAGUGGCGUUGGCUGUUGGUGAUGCAAUUGCGGUUACAGCAGCCAAGGAGAUCAAUGCCAGCAUUGCGGCUGUCUUUGCAAAGAAUCACCCUGGUGGUGCUAUCGGUGCCGCAGCUCGACAACCUCGGACCAUUAAAGAUAUAGCAGUCAGUUGGUACGAUAUACCGGUAGCACCAGAGUCAGAGGGGGGGAGCCUGGGGUUUGACCUGCUGCGUGCUGGCCUCGAUUCGGUCACUGGUUGGGUCAGAGUGCAAGAUCGAGUUGCCUCACCAGGUACAAUACGAAAGAUCAGCAGAGAUGACCUGAACAAGAGUUUGGAAGAGCUUCCAGAUGCCUUAAUGUCCAAGGCUUUGAUGCUUUCGCUAUCCUCAGAUACUACUAUCCGUCAGGCACGGGAUAUCUUGAGGAACAUGCAACUGUCACCGAAUGACGAAAAUCUGGCAUGUAAGCGAGAAUCUGCCAUAGCAGUGAUGGAAAAGGGAGAGAUAGCGGGGGUUCUUGAAGUUGGUAGUCUCUUGGAUUUUGAGGGAUGAUGCAUCUAAGAACAUGCAUGGACGAUAUUUCUGGCCCCUUACAAUCGGGGCUACACUUAUGACUGGCAAGCUAGAUACCGACGCAUUAUGGCAGCGCAUUGGCGAUUAUGACUAGGAGUUAUCAUAGAUGACUGAACAACGCAUCUUAUGGGGAAAUUGGCGUUUUAUAGACAAGUUUGCACAUGCACACAAACAACGGGUUUACGAAAUGCAUAUUCAUGUUUUGCUAUGAAA